Histoplasma mississippiense is the source of this 1392-nucleotide messenger RNA. RefSeq lists its product as hypothetical. Bases 1 to 1392 code for a protein of 463 amino acids. Gene Ontology annotation, cellular component: membrane. The record is from RefSeq and is a predicted model, not a curated record. The transcript has 5 exons. Gene Ontology annotation, biological process: transmembrane transport. Lineage: Eukaryota; Fungi; Ascomycota; Eurotiomycetes; Onygenales; Ajellomycetaceae. Gene Ontology annotation, molecular function: transmembrane transporter activity.
AUGGAUGCGAUUAAGGCUAGUAGCGGCACCGACUGUGUUCAUGUCGAGACAAGCACCAGCUCGGAUGCGCCUCACAAUACUUCCCCUGCAGCAACAGGUGGCAAUGAGCUACAAGAAUACAAGGUCUAUAAGCGCCGAUUCUUCGGCCUGGCGCAGUUGGUAUUGUUGAAUACUAUUGUUAGUUGGGAUUGGUUAACCUUCUCCGCCGUCUCCAAGACUGCCUCGGAACAUUUUCGUGUCUCAGAAGCCACGAUCAACUGGAUGAGCAUAGCCUUCCAAUUGGCCUUUUGCAUUUCUGCCCCCGUGGUCAUUUGUGCCCUCAAUAAAGGGGGUCCUAAGCUCUCCCUCACGGUCUCAGCUGUGCUCCUUCUUCUCGGCAACUGGAUUCGCUAUGCGGGCACACGAGCCGGCAAUAGCAUCUUCGGCCUUGCAAUGUUCGGGCAGAUUUUGAUUGGCCUUGCGCAACCCUUCUGCCUAAGCGCCCCCACGCGUUACAGCGAUCUAUGGUUCACAGGCAAAGGAAGAACCAGUGCAACGGCCAUCGCGACCCUUGCGAAUCCCUUUGGCGGUGCGCUGGGCCAGCUGAUGGGGCCGAUCUUGGCAACUAAAAGUUCCGACAUCCCGAAUAUGGUGCUCUACGUGUCUAUAAUUGUAAGCAAAAGGAAGAAAAUAUCUCCUCUCUUUACUGAAAAUCUAUCUCCUAUCUCCCUCGUCUGGGGAUGUGAAAAUCUAUGGCAAUUUAGAAUCAUCAAGGCACUGUACGGAUUUUGGGCCUAUGGAAUGUAUCUGAAUAGUCCACACAUAUCCUCCUUGCUCAACCAGAUCCUCGAGCCUUAUGGCUUCAGCGAGACUGAAGCCGGCAUCACCGGCGCCCUGCUGAUUGUCGUUGGCCUUGUCGCCGCGGCCAUAAUCUCCCCCAUCACAGACCGCUACAAGAACUACCUGCUCCUGACAAAAGUGCUCGUCCCCAUCAUUGCGGUCUGCUACAUCGUCUUCGUCUUCGCGCCGCGCGCCACCAGCAUCGCCGGCCCCUACGUCAUCGCCUCCCUGCUGGGCGCGUCCAGCUUCGCAGUCCUCCCUAUCAUCCUCGAGUACACGGUUGAAAUUACAUACCCAAUGUCGCCGGAGGUGACCAGCGCCGUUUGCUGGACAGGCGGCCAACUACUCGGCACGUCAUUUAUUCUCAUUGAGAAUGCGCUGAAGGCAGGUGAUGAUGCGCAUCCGCCGAACAAUAUGAACCGCGCCUUGAUUUUUCAGGCUGUGGUGGCGUCUGUUGUGGUGCCUUUGCCGCUCUGUCUGGGGCUGUUUGGACGGAAUCCGAGGAGACUGAGGCUUGAGGCGGAGACCGCAGCAGAACAAUUACUAUUUCAGGCCCGGAGCGCAGGGAAAUAA